AUGGCGCCAAAGGAGCAGCGGCCGAGACGCGCUCGCGCUCUCUCUGUGGAUUGUUCAGAGUUCAAGACUUGCUUGAGUUCUGAGCCGAGAGCGGGGCGGGAGCGGCCGGGUUGUGAGGACUUUUCCUUGCCAAACGACACCAAUCAGAUCGAGGAGGCGAUUCUCGCGAAGAUCCAGCAGCGAGUGCACAGUCGAACGACUGAGGAGAACUUCCUGGCAAGGGAUCUUCGGCAUCACGAUCUCUCUGGCACUGGAUGGCUUGAACCAGCCACGUUCAUGCGGGCCUUCCUGCCCUACAGUGCCGGUGUCAGCGAGAAGGACCUGCGCGCCAUCUUCGACCGCUACGCGGAGGAGGCGUCCCGGUCCCGCCACCUCUUUAGCCGGCGCAGUGCUGGGGUGCUGACAGUGCUGCAGGGCGCCGCAUGGAUGGCCAUGGCUGCAGCCUACACAGCACGUGUAGGAUUCCACAACACGACAGAGACACAGGCUGAACGUGGUCAGAACGGCGGCGUGGCGGCAAAGGAGCUCGAGGAGGAUCAGGCCGGGCUUCGCUCUGCGCUUUCCGUCCGUCCGAGUUUCGGCUGGGAGGCCUCCGAAGCACCAGAGGUGCCCGCACAGCUAGGCUCUGAAAAGCUCUCCGCUGACGGUCGGUCAAAGGAGAUCCUGGAGAAGAUGAAGGACUUCCUCUAUGAGAGUCCCCGCGGCGUGACCUCCCUGGCUGCAGCCAUUCGAGAUGCGGAUCCGCAAAAUGCCCGAGUCAUCACCUUCGAGGUCUUUCAGAAGGUCCUUGGGGACUUCUUCCAGGACCUGCAGGUCAGUCUCGGGGAGCUCCGGGCAAUCUUUGACCUCUUUCGUCAGCCACACGUGAACCAGCUCCCCUACGAUGAGUUCUUUCUGGCCUUGAAGGAGGAGCUCAGCCAAGCUCGGAGGGCUGCCAUUCGUCAGGCCUUCCGUCGACUGGACGUGGCUUCGGAGGGGCUCGUGGACCUCGGGGUCGUGCUGCGCUCCUUCAACGCGACCCGCCACCCUCAGGUGUCUGCUGGUACGCGCACAGCAGAAGAGGUUCUCGAAGAGUUCGGAGACACCUUGAAGGAUCAUAUCAGCUUCCGGCGCGGACAGCGCUCCUACCCGACGAAUUUAGUCGCCUGGGAGGAGUUCGAGGACCGCAGAGCGUCCAUUAGUGGCUGCUUCGCCUCCGACGAGGACUUCACAUCGCUCCUGGCAAAGGUCUGGGACUUGGACAAGGCCUUCGACGCUGCGGUGGAGACGCGCGCGGCUUUGGCUCGGCCCGCUGCGGGUGCUCCGCAAAAAGUCCGAACCGGCCUCCACCACUGGCAGACGAACACGCUGCCGAUGACUGUCACGCACCACAAAGUGGAGAUGGUGACGAAGAUCGAGGAUGUGAUGCAGCGCACCCGGGCUCAGAUCACAAGGCGUGGCCUUCGGUCCGCUGUCGACGUGGUCCAGCACUUCUAUGCAGCAGACGACGACGUGGACGACCAGCUGGACACGUACGAGUUCCGCCAGGCCUGCCGGAAGGCUGGACUCAGCUUCCGCGAAGCCGAAGAGGUCUCCAUCUUCGAGGCGUGCGCAGAGACCAAGGGCAAGCUCCAGCUGCCCGUGUUCCUGAAGCUCCUCCAUGGGGAGCUGUCGCCCGCUCGCCGAGCCCUCGUGGAGCGAGCCUUCGCGGUCCUCGGAGGCGACUUGGGAGAUCCUCGCUCGGUGGUGAGCCCCGCGACGCUGAAGGAGCGCUUCGUGGCACAGGCACAUCCCUUGGUGGUCCGCGGCCAGCUCGAGCCUGGAUACGUCCUGGCGGAGCCCCUCGGAGAGGGAGAGGGGGAGCGGUUCCUGGACACCUUCAGCCAGCUGGCACACGUACUCGGUGGCUGUGAGAACGGCAUGGUCUCCUUUGCGGACUUCCUCGCCUACUACGAGGUGGUCUCCUCCACCGUUGAGAACGACUCGCUCUUCGACCUCGUCGUGCAGCGCAUCUGGGACUUGCCCAAGGCAGGGCCGCAGCCGCGCGCUUCCGGCGCGCCACGCGAGCGAGAUGCGGCGCUCCCGCGUGAGCUUGGAGCAAGCGCCCUCGCCCAUGGCGGAGCGGAGGCGACCGCGAGUUGCGAGUCGGCCGCCGGUGCCACCGCACCGCACUUGAGGCCCCCGGCGCAUGCGGGGCCUUCGGCUUAUGCCGUGGAAAGCCCACGAGGUCCCAAGCAGGAGACUCCCUCGAUCGGCCUCCACCUCGCAUCGGAGUCUCGCUCUGACGAGGACCAUAAGCGCUUCAGCCGCGGACCACAGCCAGAGGCUAAGAGGCCAAGAGAGAGCGGGGGCAGCGGGGCAGCCGCUCUCAGCCUUCCGAGGGCCUCCGCCAUCACCAAGUCCUCCAUCGCCGGGGCCCCAGAGAAAGAGCAGACACGAAUUCGAGGAGAGGAGACGAAGCAGGCAAAAGUUUGCAUGAUCUCUGAUGCGCACGUGGGUAUGCAGCUGAAAACCGGCGAGCAGGCAUGGCGAAAUCGGGAGCAGCGGAUUGAAGUGUUUGCGAAAAAGGGUGUUCCGGAGAGGGCAGGCUUCCUUGCGGCACGGUUUGAAGAGCUCUCCACCCAGCUUUGGUCGGAGCACAUCGACGAAAAGACGGUGCAGGUUGAACAAGCCUCAAGCGGCUCAAAGCGGGAGACUGGCACAUGGCACAUGGUCGACAUUGUGGAACGGGGAGCGCAGCGCUUCCGUGCGGAAGCCUCCGCUCUUCGCUGCAUGGAGGUCUUCAACGAGCGGGGGAGCUCCCUCAGCAGCGAGGUGCUCGAAAGGUUACGGCGCAGCAUCGCCCUGCGAGGCCUCCGAGGCUGGCUUGCUCUGGUUCAGCGCUUCCAGAACUUCGACUACCGGAGGAACGGGACCAUCAUGCGCCUGGACUGGCAGCGCUUGAACCGCGUGCUGGGCCUGGGCCUCUCGCCGGAGGAUCAGGAGCUCCUCUUCAAGGAGCUCUCGCAGAAGAAGAAAGGCGCAGCCAUGGAUUACCUCCAGUGCUUGCACUUGCUACGAGGGGACAGCCUCGAAAAGGACCGCGAGCAGGCCGUAGAGCAGCUCUUCGAGGCCUUGGGCGGCGGAUCCGGCGGGUCAGUGACGGCCAACACGCUGAAGAACAGGUUCGACGCCUCCAGCGCGCCUCAGUGCCUUCUGCGAAGGAAAGAUCCCAGGCAAGCGGAGCAGGAGUUCUUCGAUGCCGUGGACUUCUUCGCAGCAGGCUCAGCUUUCGAUUUCGGGAAGUUCCUGGACUUCUUCCGCAUGGUUUCCGCCGUCCACGAGGACGACGACGAGUUCCGGCUGAUGACCUCCAGCGCCUUUGGAGCCUAG
Messenger RNA from Symbiodinium sp. CCMP2592, 3351 nucleotides. The record is from the annotation of a GenBank genome assembly. Lineage: Eukaryota; Dinophyceae; Suessiales; Symbiodiniaceae.